UUAGUUGAGAAGCGGCCAUCAACUGAAAGUAACCUUCCUUACAUGAUAAUCGCAAUUGGAGUGAGUGCCGCUGCUGGUUUCAUCCUGCUGAUUUCACUGGGUUUGAUGUACUUCUAUGGAGUGUUAUGCUGUGUGAAACAAAAGAAGGACCAUGGAAAACACAAUCAGCCAGAAGGUCAAAUGGUGGACCUGGGUGAAUAUACUGAAAUAGCACCAGUACCUCCAUCUCACGCCUCUAAAUCAACUACAAGCGACUACAUGGACUUGAAGCCUAUUCCUCGCACCAACACUGACACAACUACAAGCUACUACAUGGACUUGAAGCCUAUUCCUCGCACCAACACUGACACAACUACAAGCGACUACAUGGACUUGAAGCAUAUUCCUCGCACCAACACUGACACAACUACAAGUUACUACAUGGACUUGAAGCCUGUUCCUCGCACCAACAAUGACACACCUACAAGCAACUACAUGGACAUGAAGCCGAUUUCUCCCGCCGACAAUGACGAAUACAUCAGUCCUAGUGCUACUCGAAAGUGUCCUGAGGCUGUCUAUGUAAAUAGGGACAUGACCGAUGAAAGUGCGCUGCAAAACGACCCAGACAAUCAAGAUUGUGUUAGUCCUAUUUGAAAGUGUGAUGGGGCGGUAAAUGUGUAUAUAGAUCCUCAAUAUAUCAAUAUCCUUCCCACAGCACAAGAAGCUAAUGCUAAAACAACCACUACAUAUAUGAACAUGUAUCCCAUACCGCCUAUGUCGUCUCCUUAACAUGAUUCAUUAACGAUACAGAAGAGUGGCGCACUGGGUAAAUCAAAAGUUGAAUGUGCUAACACAUGAAGAUAGCCUCAUCAGAAAUGGUACAACGAUUCCACUUAACUAACAUUACAGAGUCCUUACUCAGAAAAAAGGGAAGCUUACACCGUCAAAAGUUUUCGUGGAUCAAAGUCGGUGAAGGUUUGCAUACAUAUGAGUUUUUGUUUUCAUUGUGUAAAAGGAAACAUAUAUUCUGAAAUAAUUUCACAUGUAAAAAUAUCAAGAACAUAAAGAAAAACUAGAAUUAGAAAAUAUGUGAUGCCCAAAACUGUACGAGUAGGCUUAUUUAUAGUUUAUGAUUCAUGUAAUUUUCUAUAAAAUACUAUUGUCGUGAUUGUAUCGAAUUUAUCACACCUCUAAAGUAGAGUAAAUGAGUGAAUGUGUAAAUUACACUCCAUAUUUCAGUAGUAAUAUUAAGUUAAUAUUAAGAGAAUGCCGCAUGUUAUGUAUUUAGAUUGAUAUAUUUUUUUAAAUAUAUAAUCAUAAUUUACUCGAAAGGUAUAGAUCGUCUUUUAUUCGGUUCCAUCAACAUAUUGUAAGCUAUUCUACAUUCGAUUUUAGAACAUACUGCUAAUGCAGGUAGAUAUAAUGUUUGGCGCCUUAUAAAUCAUAUGUAUUAUUAUUAUUAUUAUUAAAAGGUGGACCCCUAGCAUAACACCAUGAUCUUUUGCAAACGUUGCACAAGUGAUUCGUUUGUAUUAAAACAGUUUUACGUAAAUGUCCAUGUUUAUCUUGUAUGUAUACUUAUCACUUAAACAUCUAAAUAUAUCUAUAUUUGCUGGUUUAUAACGAACAAUAAAUAUUAACUGAUUCAAAAGAAUAUGCUGUAAAUAUGGAAUUAUACCUACUAUCGUAUGUUAUUAGGAUUUCUUGCACCGCUUUUGUUACUAUGAUUUCAAUUUGGGUUAAAAUCUGUCACAUUUACAUGAAUUUGAAAAUCGGACUUUCGUAAGCUUAACAUGUAUGAUAAAUGUAUUAUAAUGAUGAUGUUUAAAUGAAAAUUCAUAUUUCAAUAAUUGUCGAAGGAUAUCUGUAAAAUAUUUCAUCUUAAAGCAACUACUAAAUAAAUGUAGCAAAUGCAUGUAAAAUAUCACAACCUGCUUAGGUUUAGAAUGCAUUGUGUAUCGAUUAUAUGCUAUAUUUAAUGUGUAUGGC
Molecule: messenger RNA, 1968 nt
Organism: Strongylocentrotus purpuratus (purple sea urchin)
Lineage: Eukaryota; Metazoa; Echinodermata; Echinoidea; Camarodonta; Strongylocentrotidae
Exons: 3
Coding region: 43-633 (196 amino acids)
Source: RefSeq, a predicted model, not a curated record